Molecule: messenger RNA, 2564 nt
Organism: Vitis vinifera (wine grape)
Lineage: Eukaryota; Viridiplantae; Streptophyta; Magnoliopsida; Vitales; Vitaceae
Product: cucumisin
Exons: 10
Coding region: 172-2436 (754 amino acids)
Biological process (GO): proteolysis
Molecular function (GO): serine-type endopeptidase activity
Source: RefSeq, a predicted model, not a curated record
AGCAGCCUUUGCUACUUGGUUGACAUGUAGUGUCGCCAUUUGAUUCAAUGGGGCAUCGCUUUUUAUUCCAGCAUUUGGUUUUUUUAGACUAUAAAUUAUUAGAAUGUCUAGGAAGGUGUAACGUAAGAUUAAAAGAGAAAGAGGGUUGGAGGACUCAAGUAUGUAUCAUGUAUGUAUAAAUGUCCAAGCACCACAAAGCGCAUAGCUGACCCUACAAUGGCAAGACCAAAAAACUCUCGUCUGUGGUUUCUCCUUCUCAGUCUCAUCUGCAGUCUGCUCAAUACGCACAGCACUGCAGCAGCUUCGGAGGAUGAUGGUCGAAAGGAGUAUAUUGUGUACAUGGGUGCCAAGCCUGCCGGAGAUUUCUCGGCAUCUGCCAGUCACACCAACAUGCUGCAGCAAGUCUUUGGCAGUAGGGCAUCAACUUCUCUGGUCCGCAGUUACAAAAAGAGUUUCAAUGGAUUUGUAGCGAAGCUAACAGAGGAGGAAAUGCAACAAAUGAAGGGAAUGGAUGGGGUGGUCUCGAUUUUCCCUAACGAAAAGAAACAGCUCCAUACAACUAGGUCCUGGGAUUUCGUGGGGUUUCCCCAACAAGUUAAAAGAACGAGUUUUGAAAGCGACAUUAUCAUAGGAAUGUUAGACACUGGAAUAUGGCCGGAGUCUGACAGCUUCGAUGAUGAAGGAUUUGGUCCACCGCCAAGGAAAUGGAAGGGCACUUGCCAUGGGUUUUCCAAUUUCACUUGCAACAAUAAAAUUAUUGGAGCCAAGUACUACCGGAGCGAUGGAGAAUUUGGCCGAGAAGAUUUACGAUCCCCAAGAGAUUCACUCGGCCAUGGGACACACACUGCAUCGACUGCGGCUGGGGGCUUAGUUAGCAUGGCAAGUCUAAUGGGCUUUGGUUUGGGAACUGCACGGGGUGGGGUUCCAUCAGCUCGGAUAGCUGUGUAUAAGAUAUGUUGGUCUGAUGGCUGUCAUGGUGCUGAUGUUCUUGCAGCAUUUGAUGACGCAAUUGCUGAUGGGGUUGAUAUAAUUUCUAUUUCAGCUGGGAGUUCCACACCCAGUAAUUAUUUUGAAGAUCCAAUUGCAAUUGGAGCUUUUCAUGCAAUGAAGAAUGGGAUACUAACAUCAACUUCUGCUGGUAACGAGGGACCUCGCUUUAUUUCCAUCACAAAUUUCUCCCCAUGGUCGCUUUCCGUGGCUGCUAGCACCAUAGACCGGAAGUUCUUUACCAAGGUGAAACUAGGUGACAGUAAGGUUUAUAAGGGAUUUUCGAUAAAUACAUUUGAGCUCAACGACAUGUAUCCUUUGAUUUAUGGUGGGGAUGCCCCGAAUACUAGAGGAGGUUUUAGAGGGAAUACAUCCAGGUUUUGCAAAAUAAAAUCAUUGAACCCAAAUUUAGUGAAGGGUAAAAUUGUCUUUUGCGAUGGCAAGGGUGGUGGGAAAGCUGCAUUCUUGGCAGGUGCCAUUGGGACUUUGAUGGUGGAUAAACUCCCCAAAGGUUUCAGCAGCAGUUUUCCCUUGCCUGCAUCUCGCCUUAGUGUAGGAGAUGGUAGAAGAAUUGCCCACUACAUCAAUUCAACAAGUGACCCAACUGCAUCGAUAUUGAAGAGUAUUGAGGUUAAUGACACAUUGGCCCCAUAUGUACCCCCCUUCUCAUCAAGGGGUCCAAACCCAAUUACACACGACCUUCUCAAGCCGGAUCUAACAUCCCCAGGUGUACACAUUGUGGCUGCCUGGUCACCAAUUUCUCCCAUCUCUGAUGUAAAAGGUGAUAAUCGAGUAGCGCAGUACAAUAUAAUAACCGGCACGUCAAUGGCUUGCCCACAUGCUACUGGGGCAGCUGCCUACAUCAAGUCAUUUCACCCCACCUGGUCUCCUGCCGCUAUUAAGUCUGCUCUUAUGACCACUGCUACUCCCAUGAGCGCUAAAAAAAAUCCACAAGUCGAAUUUGCAUAUGGUGCAGGCAAUAUUGAUCCUGUAAAGGCUGUACACCCUGGUCUAGUGUACGAUGCCAAUGAGAUUGACUUCGUAAAUUUUUUGUGUGGGCAAGGCUAUACUGCUAAGGCUCUGCGGCAAGUCACCGGGGAUCAUAGUGUCUGUUCUAAAGCUACAAAUGGAACCGUUUGGAAUCUAAAUUAUCCUUCCUUUGCUCUUUCCACCUUCAACAAAGAAUCUAUUGUUGGCACGUUCAACAGGAGUGUCACAAAUGUUGGAUUAGCCGUGUCCACAUAUAAAGCAACUAUUAUUGGUGCCCCAAAAGGACUCAAAAUCAAAGUGAAACCAAACAUUUUAUCAUUCACAUCCAUCGGUCAGAAACAAUCCUUUGUGUUGAAGGUUGAAGGACGGAUAGUUGAAGACAUAGUCUCUACUUCUUUGGUGUGGGAUAACGGUGUACAUCAGGUGAGGUCACCCAUUGUUGUGUAUGGCGUCGAAUAAAAUUCGACAAGCCUGCUGCUUGGUACGAAGCAUAAGAGUUGUGGUAUCUACCAUAUUGAAAGAAAAGAUGUAUCUAUACAAUAUGGAAAUAAAUGAAAAAAAAAAUCAAUGUUAUUAAUGUUUCUAAA